Actinia tenebrosa (Australian red waratah sea anemone) is the source of this 4522-nucleotide messenger RNA. Its product is annotated as ATP-dependent DNA helicase Q4. Gene Ontology annotation, biological process: double-strand break repair via homologous recombination; DNA replication. Lineage: Eukaryota; Metazoa; Cnidaria; Anthozoa; Actiniaria; Actiniidae. Gene Ontology annotation, molecular function: 3'-5' DNA helicase activity; four-way junction helicase activity; nucleic acid binding. The record is from RefSeq and is a predicted model, not a curated record. Gene Ontology annotation, cellular component: chromosome; cytoplasm; nucleus.
ACGUCUACAAAAUGGCUGCAUCAUAAUCGUGUGUAAAAACAGCACUGUAUCUCAAUAUUGAAGCAUUUUCUUCCUUCAAAACGACGAGAAACCCGAAGAAUACUGGAGUAUGGAUGAGCUGGUAACCAUCAAGCGUGAAUUGAAAUGCUGGGAGAGCAUGUUCGAGAGGAAACAUGGCCGUAAGCCAACAAAGGAUGAUAUCAGAGAUGCUUCAGCCGAGAUAAGAGACACUUAUGUGAGAUAUAAACAACUUAAAGAAAAUAAUAACAAAAGUCAAGAAAAGAUUAAAGAAGUAGAGAAAAAUGAUAAUGGAGUUUUUGGUAAGAACCUCAACAAGAAGUAUGACAAAAAAAUGCUGCCUUUAGCUCCAGUGAGGCUGAAAAAUGGCUUAGAAAACAUCAAACCUGUUCGCCUCUGUCAUGGACAGAGGCCCAAGAUCAGCAUUAAGAAUAAUUCCUUUGAGGAAGAGCAACAUGAGAAUGGACUAAAGUCUAACGAUGCAGAGAACACCAAUAUCAAUGAUAAGACUGAUGACAUGGAAGCCUUUGGACUGAACAGUGUACCUAUCCUAACUUCAAAUCAGUCAAUAAGACCAAAUCAUACACCAAGUCCAAGUGUAAGCAGAAUAAGGAAAACUCCUGGUACAGUCGAAUCAAGGAUGAAGAGAAGAGCCUCCCUUUUUGCUGCAAGCCUUAAGAAAAUGGAGCAUGAAAAUGAGUCUGAAAAUAACUCAGAAAAUUCUUCCCACAUUGAUAAAGAUGUUGCUAUGGAAAUCGUACUUGGAGGACAGAACAACGAGAGAGAAAAAUCAGACGGAAAAUCUUCUCCAAAAGAAAAAAAUAUUCAAAGUGAAAAUGGAAUUAAGAAAGAAAAUGAUUUCCAGAAAGAGAUAAGGCACGCAACCUCUAUAGAUAUAGACAAUAAGAAUGAGAAAUAUUCGAAUUCAGAAGCUGAUAUAGAAAUGCCUGGAAUAAGUACAGAUAACCUUGAGAACCAUGGAAAUCCUUCCAAAGUUCCUAAUUCUUCUCAGAAAUACCAAACAGAAGCUAAGGAAGAAAUUUCUGCUUGCGUAAAUGAAAGGGAAGAAAAGAGAAAUAACAAAAUGAAUGGGAAUAAUGAAGGCAAAAUGAGCGAAAACCAACAGGAUCGUAAGGAGAAGAAAAGGAAAGCUGAGAGAGAGAUGAAUGAAGAUAUCAAAAUACCAGAAGUAAAGAGACUGAGGACAGGGAAAAUAGAAGAAGAAACGCGCUCAUCUUGGGAACAAAGUAUAAAUGAAAUGAAUGAGUGUAGUGAAGAUGAGAGCCAUCCAGAUGAAGGUCCUUCCGACACUUUUGAAGAAGUAAAGAUAAAAACCACAAAUGCAAAAUCAAGAUCGUCAUCAUCCAGCCUCGUCAGUGACAACUUUGUGAGACUGGACAUGAAACAUAAAUCAUAUCGUCGCCGUGGUAACGGGAUGACGGGCUCCUCCUAUAAACGCAAAGCCUGGACCACAAUGAUGAAAGCACGUGGGGAAUACGUCAGCAAGUCAAGUUGGACACGCAGGAGGGGUGGUGGCGGCGGUGGUGGCAGAGGAGGGCGUGGUGGGGGUAGGGGCUCUUGGGGAGGAUCGCAAGGUGGUAGUGGAACAUGUUACAAGUGUGGUAAAGAAGGACAUUGGGCAAAGAACUGCAAAGGGAACCAAAACACAAGAGAAAUACCUGAAGAAGAUGAAGAUAAUCCAGAAUUCACCCCUGAAGACGAUGAGUUCAUCCAGCAGCUCACGCUCGAAAGAGCAGCACAAAUGGCAGCAGGAGUUGCUGUCCAGGAAUCAGAAGAUGGUAGYGACUCGUCCAGGCUGGUGGUACUACCCCAUCAUCUACCACGCCCUGUCUAUAUACCACCCCCUCCACCUGAUGCUAUUGAACCCCUUUACGAGACUGUGCAUGGAAGUAUCAUAGACACGCCAAAGGAAGUCUUCUCUGCUUUGGGCCAGCUUGGUUUCUCGUCGUUUCGUGCUGGUCAAGAACAAGCCAUCAUGCGAAUACUCAGUGGGGUUUCGUCCCUGGUGGUGUUGUCUACUGGUGCAGGCAAAUCUCUGUGUUAUCAGCUUCCUGCCUACAUGUACUACAAACGUUUUCCUUGUCUGACGCUGGUCAUAUCACCUCUUGUGUCCCUCAUGGAAGAUCAGAUCGGUGGCCUUCCCUUUGGGUUAAAAGGAGCCUGUCUGCACACCAACCAAACCAAGGCACAACGUGCCAAGAUCUUAGAGAGUAUUUCAUCAGGACAAAUCGCUGUACUKUUACUGUCCCCUGAGGCUUUAGUUGGUGGUGGAUCCGGUGGUGGUUGUCUUCCAUCCAAUACAAGACUWCCACCCAUUGGUUUUGCCUGUAUCGAUGAGGCCCAUUGUUUGUCAGAAUGGUCGCAUAAYUUCCGACCAUCGUAUCUGCGUGUCUGCAAGGCAUUGAUAGAGCUUCUCCAAGGUCCUCGCUUCUCGCAGUGUGAGUCUAUUAUCAUCUACUGCACGCGUCGUGAAGUGACGGAGCGUGUUGCUACCCUGGUCAGAACAUGUCUACAGCACUUGACCCCUACCAUUAAACCACUUGACGCGGAGGACAAAGAAGAAGAACCAACGAAAAAGAAAGCUAAAAAACGCAAAAAGAGUGUUCGCAAAGCACCUCUGACAUGGGAGGCCGAGAGCUACCACGCCGGUAUGUCAGCAGCCCAAAGACGCCGUGUGCAGAAGCGCUUUAUGUCUGGAGAACUGAGAUUAGUCGUAGCAACAGUAGCAUUUGGYAUGGGCYUGGAUAAGUCUGAUGUCCGUGCCAUUAUACACUACAAUAUGCCCAAGAGUUUUGAGAGUUACGUACAGGAGAUUGGACGAGCUGGAAGAGAUGGGUUCCCCUCCCACUGUCAUGUCUUCCUUGACCGGGAGGGCAAAGACAUGUACGAGUUAAGGCGCCAUAUUCAUUCCAAYACAGUAGACAGAAUCACCGUCAAGAAACUGGUUAACAAAGUGUUUCCUCGAUGCGAUUGUAAGAACCUUCUACGCGCACAGAAAGAGCGGGAAAACMUCAGAGAAACCCAACAAGAAUGCGACGAAGCGAAUGAAGACGACGAAUUUGUAAGUGAUGAUAUCUUAAGUCAAAUAACUGAGGAACAAAUGAGUGAUAAGACAGCUGACGUGGAGGGCGGGAUCGAUACCCCGUCCAAAACAUCCGAGUCUUGUUGCCAUGGAGAACUCGAAAAACAAUCCAGAGAUUUGGAAUCUAAAUCAUUAGAAAACAAAUCUCUUGAAACCCAAGGAAACGCGAAAAUUAAUCCUUCGGAACAAAUUAAAGAAGUUGGUGAAUCCGCGGUGAAUAUCGCAGAAUCUAAUCGUAAUGAAACGGACAGUGAAAUCAGCGAAGAUGUUAAAGACGUUUCUGGAAGGCGAGCUUGCGGAGGGCAUGAAGUAGCUAUAGCAACCGAGUCAGCGGUUCAACAGCUAGAYAUGCCCGAGGAGAGCAUUGCUACUUUACUUUGCUAUCUGGAGCUUCACCCAAACCGCUGGCUAGAAGUACUACGACCUGUGAAAGGCACGUGCACGGUGAAGUUCUACGGCGGGCAUGCGCAUUUGAGAGCCGUCGCCAAGAGAAUCCCRCCAAUAGCAGCGGCAGCUGCUUACUGCGAGAAAAAAGAAACCAAGUUCAAAAAGCAAAGCUCGCUUUCGUUUCCAGUYGUGGAGAUUGCAGACAAGAUGGGAUGGGACUUGGACCCGGUGUUUAGGGAGUUGAGAGCGUUACAGUGGAACUCUUCCCUCGCUCCUGACACGAAGUUAAGUUCAUCUGGUCAGUCAGGCAUUCUGGUGGAGUUUAGUGAUAAUUCAAUGCACGUGCGCGCGCCUGGUGACUUGAGUAACGAGGAAAGGGAUCGAGUAUGUGACUUUCUGGACGAUCGUAUACAAGCUGAAGAAAAAUCGCAGUUAAAACAACUAAACAUGCUGUACUCUUCACUCAAGAAAGUCUCGUGUAGCGAAUACUGGCAGUGUUCUGAGGAGAUUGACCAAGAAAGCGAUAAAGAACUCAAAAACAUGAUAAAAGCUUACUUUGACGAUCUAAACAACGCUACGCAAAGCGAACUGGAAGACCUGAAGAAAAGGCGGGAAAACGACGCGUGCGAUGCCGACAAUACACGUGAUGAGCACGUGAAUUGGGACGGCGUUGCACGUGAUAUCAGAGUUUUGACUGGCAUUCACCAUGACCAGUCGUUCACAGGCCGCGCUGUUGCGAGGAUCUUUCACGGCAUCAGUAGUCCGUGUUAUCCUGCAGAAGUCUGGGGUCGUGACCSUCGGUUUUGGAGAAAACAUCUUGAUGUUGAUUUUAACAGUUUGAGAAGAUUUGCUAUCCGUGAACUCAUUAAACUAAAAUAAGAUAGUGACAAUUAUCUUCCUUAAUCCAUGUAAACUUUCCAUUGUUUUGUAGUUUGCUAGCCUCAGUCCUCUUAAAACUUGUCAUUAUUUUCUCUAUCUUUAUUUCUUUCUUCCUUUUUUUCUUCCUUCCUUCCU